AUGGCAGAGAAGUGUAACUAUAGAGACCUGAAAGACGAACUCAUAAGAGAUAGGAUCAUAGUAGGGAUUCUCAAUGCUCAGUUGUCAGCGGCCAUGCAGAUGGACGAGAACAUCGACUUGCCCAAGACGAAGGAGAGGGUGCUCCAAGCAGAAGGAGUCUCGAGGCAGCUACCAACCCUUCGGAAUGGCCGCGGCGACGCAGGAACCGCUCAAGUUCACGCAGCGUACAGCAACAAAGGUAAAGGGAAGAAACCUUUUAAGUCCAACCCUAAUCCUAAGUUCAAACCGCAGGACAAGAAGACGCCGCAAUCGCAGUCCAAGUACCCGGCUUUCUGCUGGAAGUGUGGAGAGCGACCAAGCCACCCAUUUUCCGAGUGUCCAGCCAAGAACACGAUAUGUGCAAAAUGCAGGCGAAAAGGACAUCGGACCAGCAUGUGCAAGGCCAAGGUUAACGAACUCAACGUGGAGGAUGAACCACACGCCGAGGAGGUAACCUACUACUUAGACAGGAUUGAAGCAACCCCAAGUAAGGCCCUUAGAGUAAAUAUAACCUCAAAUAAUAAAGUGGUCUGCUGGAAGCUAGAUUGUGGCGCUGACAUUCCUAUUUUGGGGAAUAAACAUUUAGAACUGUUUAAACCUAUUGAGAUAGUUCCCCCAAAUUGCAAGGUGUUGCUUGCUGGGAAUGUCCCUGCAAAGAUAACGGGCAAAAUCAAAGUGAAUUUCUCAUGGAAAGGUGUAACGUACAACUCCUGGGUUUACAUUAUGCCAAAUCAAAAGGAACCACUGUUGUCAAGAGACUUAGCCAUUAGAAUGGGACUAAUUAGUGUGGCACCAGAAGUUUUAUCUGUAUCCCAGGUCAGCAAGAAACCAGAAGAAUCAUUUCCAGAGGUUUUUGAAGGACUUGGACUGAUGGGCGAAGACUACCUAAUCAGACUGGAAAAAGGAGCCAUACCAUAUGCAGUCACUCAGAGCCGGAGAAUUUCAGUUCCUCUAUUUGAACCUACUAAGAAGGCCAUCAAGGAACUGAUACAACUGGGAGCCAUCGAAGAGGUUAGUAAACCAACCCCUUGGUGUGCAGCUGCAGUCCCCGUUCUGAAACCAGACGGCAGUGUAAGAAUUACCGUUGAUUACACUCAAUUGAACAAGUAUGUUCUAAGGGAGUGCCAUGAGAUGCCCACUGUAGACGAAUGCCUCGCAACCAUUGGAAAGGAAGCAAAACUGUUUAGUAAGCUGGACGCAAAGUGGGGGUACUGGCAGGUCCAGUUGAGCCCUAAAUGCAGACAGCUCACUACAUUUAUUACCCCUUUUGGUAGAUUUCAAUGGCGGAGAAUGCCAAUGGGAUUGAAGUCAUCUGGGGAAGUGUACAAAAGCCGUAAAGUAAAAGCACUGCAAGGCCUUGAAGGAGUCAUCAACCAUGUGGAUGAUGAUCUGAUUUGGGGAAGAGAUAUUGAAGAGCAUGACAAUCGCCUCCUCAAAGUCCUCCAAACUUAUAAGUCAGCUGGUAUAACACUAAACAAGUCCAAAUGUCAGUUCCGUGUUCCAGAAUGCAACUUCUUAGGUCAGCGUGUCUCGGCAGAUGGUAUCAAGCCCGGUGAAGAGAAAAUCAAGGACAUUCUCAACAUGCCGGUCCCCAAGGAUGAAACUGCAAUCAGAAGUUUCCUCUCCAGUGCAAGAUAUCACCUAAAAGUUAAAACUAACCAUAACUAG
Messenger RNA from Frankliniella occidentalis (western flower thrips), 1707 nucleotides. RefSeq lists its product as uncharacterized. The transcript is spliced from 2 exons. Lineage: Eukaryota; Metazoa; Arthropoda; Insecta; Thysanoptera; Thripidae. The record is from RefSeq and is a predicted model, not a curated record. The coding region runs from base 1 to 1707 and encodes 568 amino acids.